GCGCAGGAACUUCCUUCCACAGGCAAUCCGCGUCCGCGAGUAACCUCGCGCGAGUUACGGUAGCCCGAUUCUUUGAGAAAACCCUCUCCUCUCCCCCCCUCAUCCAGAAGGACCUGCCACCGUCGUCGAAUUCCAGCCGUCGGUGCCUGGUUCUCUUUAGUUUUCAGAAGUUAAAAUCGCAGAAACAGGAAAAAAGAACGAAAAGGAGGAACAAAAUCGCGAUUUCUGGUGGAUUCGAGCAGAAAUUCGCCGUUCCCUGGAUCGAGAUCUAUCUCGAUCAUUUGCUGGCGUUUUCGCAAAUUCAUCUGUUGAGGUGGUGAUGUUGCCAGUGUUCUUCGGUAAUUUAAUCUAGGAAGCUUCUUAGAGAUAUUACAAACAAUGCGGGGCCAUGAUAGAGAUGAUUUGGAUGAAGAUCUAAAUGAGUAUGAAGAGGAUAGAUAUUAUCAAGAAGAGCAAGGAGAUGAAUAUCAGGGAGAGGAAGAGGAAGAGGAGGAGGAAGAAGAAGAGGAAGAAGAAGAACCUCCAAAACCCACAAAGGAGGAAUUGGAAUAUCUUGCGUUGAGGCAGGAGCUAAAAGAAGCAGUUAGGCGAAGGAUGAAGAAGGAAUCUGCAAAUUCUCUUGGCCAUUCUCAAGAGAAGAAUAAGAAACUUCCAUAUGACAAUUAUGGCUCCUUCUUUGGCCCUUCACAGCCUGUUAUUGCUCGAAGAGUACUUGAAGAAAGCCGAUCAAUUAUGGAAACUCAGCACAUUCAAGCCAAGAAUCCGAGUUCUCAUUCUGUUAGCAAAAAGGGCACUGCUUCAACAACCACUGAAACGAAGUCCAAUGAACGUUACCGGCCACCAAAGGUCGUCAAUGAGGUAAAGAUGAAAGUUCAGCGGCUCAAGGACACACGGGAUUACUCUUUUCUGCUAUCCGAUGAUGCAGAACUUCCUGCUCCUUCAAAAGAGCCUGCCUCUCGAAAUGUUUCGGUUCUGAGUUCUGAUGCCCGAUCGGCUCAGGUGCCAUCUAAGAACAGACCUUCGUCAAUGAACAAGCCUUCAUCAAUGAGCAAGCCUUCACCAAUGAGCAAGCCUUCAUCAACAAGCAAGCCAGCCAGGCCACUUUCUAGUGGCCAUGAAGAAAGGAAAUCUGUUGCCAAUGGCCGUGAGGAUAGGAAAUCUGUUUCCAGUGGCCGUGAAGACAGGAAAUUUGUCAGUGGCCGUGAAGAUCGGAACUCUGUUUCUAUGAAUCGACAGGUGCAGACUAAGGUGGCACACCCAAAGGCUGCUUCUGUGAGUAGGCCCGAGCAGUCCUCAGCUGAUCCAAGAAAACUGCUAGGUAGUAAUCAUGGAAAUGGACCCGGUCGGCCUACAGGAUCAAAAGGCCCACUUCCAAAGGCACCAGCUACAGCAUUGGAUAAGAAGAAGACUUCUGCAGUGGGCACAAACAGUUCUGUUCCUGGCAAGCAGAAAACUCCUCAGUUUAAGUCACAUUCUUCCUCACAAAAUCAAUAUGCAGAACAAAAAAGGGUACCCCAAAGACCAGAAAAGUCUAAGAUGAUGUCCAAGCAACCGGUGUCUUCUUCAAAACCUCAGGUCAAGCCUCCUAAGCAAAUUCCAUCGCGUGCUAUCCAAGAGGCUCGUCCAAAGAAGAGGCCUGUACACAAUUACUCAGAUGAUGAUGAUGAGGAUGCUGCAGCUAUCAACAUGAUCAGGAGCAUGUUCAGGUAUAAUCCUAACAAAUAUGUUGAUGACGAUGUCAGCGACAUGGAGGCCAAUUUUGAUGAUAUAUUAAAAGAAGAGAGGAGAAGUGCCAAAAUCGCUAGGGAGGAGGACGAAAGAGAAGCUCGCCUAAUCGAAGAGGAAGAAAGACGUGAGCGGUUGAAAAAAGAGGCGAAGAGACGCAAGCUCAGCCAGAGGUGACUGGUAAAUGACAGAAGCAAAAAGGGCCAUUCUUUUAGGAUUGUCUUUUGGUCAACAUGGUUAACUUCAUUCUAUCUAUUCUGAAUUGGUUUCUGGGAGCAAUGGUCGAUGCUUGCACCCAUUCAACUUCUAUACUUUUCCUUCUUUUCUGGAGGCGGCACCUCACCGACUUCAAAACUGAAGGAAGAAUUUAGAAAUAAAAUGAGAGAGGCACUGAAGUACUCUUGAGCUAUAAUCCAUUGCUCUGAAAGAUUGCAAGAAGGGCAGCAAAUAUCUUGAGGUGCAUCAUCUGCCUAACUGUCCUAUGUGCAGUCACAUAGAAGAUCUCAGGCAUAUUUUGGAAUCGAGGGUUGACCGUGUAUAACAUUCUUUUGCGGUGGGGAUUUCAUGAUAAUUGGGUCUGUGUUCUCGCCAUUUACCAUAAGCAAUUUUAGCUUGGAAGGGAACAGAGCUACAACAAUGGGAGAGAUGGAAUUGAUGGAUCUGGUUUUGUUGCAUGCAUCUUGUCACCACCAGAGGUGUUUUGCCGGAUGAGUAGAUUCGUGACAUUAAUCCCUUGAUUAGAUUUGUGUGAUGGUCCACCAUCUGGACGAUCUUAACUGUCGUGUAAAUGUACAUUUGUUGGAUGCAAACCGACGAUCACCUUUGAUUUAAACA
Messenger RNA from Magnolia sinica, 2559 nucleotides. RefSeq lists its product as uncharacterized. The transcript is spliced from 11 exons. The coding region runs from base 379 to 1902 and encodes 507 amino acids. Gene Ontology annotation, biological process: regulation of DNA-templated transcription; nucleosome assembly. The record is from RefSeq and is a predicted model, not a curated record. Gene Ontology annotation, cellular component: nucleolus. Gene Ontology annotation, molecular function: histone binding; DNA binding. Lineage: Eukaryota; Viridiplantae; Streptophyta; Magnoliopsida; Magnoliales; Magnoliaceae.